CCAUGGCGUCUCUGUCCUUUCCUCGAUCAAUAAUUCGGAUGGUUUGGAAACAGUUUCAGCGCACGGAGAUUACCCUUACGUCCGCGAUUGUCAUUGUUUUGAUAAUAUUUUUUGUCGGAACGACGCUGUUCAGUCCCGCGAAACCACCGACCUUCCUAACAAGACUCGACGAUAUGCAGAUAGACCUGAACAAACUCAAACAGGACACAAAAGACGCCAUCCUUAUCGAGCAAGACGACGGAGAGGUCUUUGUAGCCUUCCGCUUGAAAGAUUUUCUCAAUGACAAUCGGGGAGGGCGGUUGUUAUUCACAUACAGACCGGAGCCGCAAAAGAGUUCCGCAUUGCCAUUAACUUCUGCAACUAACGACAGAGACUUUACUGUAAACAUGCCACUGCCAACGUACCCACUAACGCUAGCCAACAACACAUUCCUUAUCAACAAUGAGCAUCUUUGCAGUUCGAGCCUCAACAUGUCGUUUGUGGUGCUCGUGCAUACGGCUACUGACAACUUCCUCCGGCGCGCCUCCAUCAGGGAAACCUGGACGAACCACCGGAUGUUUCGAAACCACACCAUACGGAUAGCUUUCCUGGUUGGGCGACCGGAAAAAGACUCAACACAAGUCCUUAUUGAGCACGAAAGCGUAAUGCACAAAGACAUCAUACAAGGCAACUUUAUGGACUCGUAUAGAAAUCUUACACAUAAAGGUGUUCUAGGAUUACGGUGGGUGUCUGAAUAUUGUAGUCAUGCAAAAUACGUUGUUAAAACUGAUGACGAUGUGUUUCUUAAUGUGUUUAAAAUGUUCGAAAAGAUUGACACAAACGUUUUCAAUAAGCAGAAACAUAUUUGGUGUCCAGUGCGACAAAAUGGCACCAGCGCAAUCCAACGAGAGACGGGGAAAUGGAAAAUAGAUGCCAGCUUAUUUCCAAACAUGAAACACUACCCGGUAACGUACUGUAAUGGCUAUUUUGUGAUUUUGACCGGUGAUCUCAUUUCAUUUUUGUAUGAGGCUUCAAGAACAACGCCGUUUUUCUGGAUUGAUGAUGUAUAUCUUUUUGGGCUUCUCGUCGACAAAGUCGGCGGCGUUAAGUUUGAAACAUUACCAAAUUUGAAUCUCAAUGAAAACAAGGCUAUUGAAUGUUUCAACUCGAACGUUACGUGUGACAUGUUUGUUGCGAAUGCACAUUCAGAUGGCGUGAUGGACAGACUGUGGUUUCGGGCAAUAAACCAAAAUAUUGCUUUGGUAAAAAAAUACUCAAAUAAUCUAUUGUUAAAAAACCUCAAUACCACAAAGACGUAGUAAUACUCGAAUUAUGUCAUAUCAAAAUUAUCAUUGUUUCUACGUUUACAAACUAGUUUGUCACUUGAUCGUUAAAUGAUUAAACAAAUGCUGAAAUGACA
This is a messenger RNA of Dreissena polymorpha, 1399 nucleotides long. RefSeq names its product beta-1,3-galactosyltransferase 1-like. NCBI's taxonomy places the organism in Eukaryota, Metazoa, Mollusca, Bivalvia, Myida, Dreissenidae. Gene Ontology annotation, molecular function: hexosyltransferase activity. Bases 3 to 1298 code for a protein of 431 amino acids. The record is from RefSeq and is a predicted model, not a curated record. The transcript has a single exon. Gene Ontology annotation, cellular component: membrane.